Phyllopteryx taeniolatus (common seadragon) is the source of this 2507-nucleotide messenger RNA. RefSeq names its product trace amine-associated receptor 1-like. Gene Ontology annotation, cellular component: membrane. Lineage: Eukaryota; Metazoa; Chordata; Actinopteri; Syngnathiformes; Syngnathidae. The coding region runs from base 1 to 1110 and encodes 369 amino acids. The record is from RefSeq and is a predicted model, not a curated record. The transcript is spliced from 4 exons. Gene Ontology annotation, molecular function: trace-amine receptor activity. Gene Ontology annotation, biological process: G protein-coupled receptor signaling pathway.
AUGCAGAUUUUGUAUCAGUCAGUUGUGACGGAAUUUCUUUUACCUGGCUUGUUGAAACCGAUUGAUCAGGCUUUCCCUCAUCUCAGGGAGCAACACUGCUGCACUUACAAGGAAUCCCGAAGAAUGGAAUCAGAGAUGACCAACAUUCUGAGUUACAUCCAUCCUUGCUAUGUAUUAGAUAAUACAUCUUACACAUUUACAAGUAAUCCUUCGAAGAUAUGUGUUGCACUUUAUGUUUUUCUUGGCUUAUUAUCUAUUUGUACAAUAUGCGGAAACCUCCUUGUAGUCAUCACUAUUAUUUACUUCAAACAGCUCCACACGCCAACAAACUAUCUCAUUCUGUCUUUAGCUGUGGCCGAUUUGUUUGUCGGAAUUUUGGUGUUUCCUUUCAGUAUGGCCUUCACCGUCUUCUCCUGUUGGCAUCAUGACGGGCUGUUUUGUAAAAUACGAGGUUGUUUUGAUGUCAUACUAAGCACAGCUUCAAUUUUAAACCUCUGUUGUAUUUCCAUUGACAGAUAUUACGCCGUGUGCAAGCCUCUGACCUACAAAAGUAAAAUAAAUUAUCAUGUUAUCGGCAUCAUGAUAUUGGUAAACUGGGGUGUUUCUGCACUAAUAGGAAUUGGAAUAACAGUAGCAGGAUUUAAUCAAGGGAAAUGUGAAGAGAGAUGUUUAAUUGAUGCAUUAAUUUCGACCACUUUGGGAUGUAUAUUUUCCUUUUAUAUCCCAGUUAUCAUUAUGCUUAGUAUCUACUUGAGGAUUUUCCUUGUUGCACAGAGACAAGUACGCAGCAUCCAGAGUACAUGUCAGAGUACAAUGUCACGAGCAACUGUCAGUAAGAUGGAGACAAAAGCUACCAAAACUCUAGCAAUUGUUAUGGGAAUUUUUAUUUUAUGUUGGACACCAUACUUCAUUUUUUUGAUCUUUCAGCCUUUAACAUUUGAUGUUACUCCAGUCGCCGUGAUUGAAACACUAAAUUGGCUUACACUUUCUAAUUCAAUGCUGAAUCCUUUGAUUUAUGCUUUCUUUUAUAGCUGGUUCAGGGCGGCUUUUAGAUUGAUCAUUACUGGAAAAAUAUUUCAAGGCAAUUUUACGAAGACAAAACUCUUUUGAUUUUUUUCAUAGUUAUUUGGAUGUUUUUGUAAUUCUCAAUGAAUGUUUAAAUGUGAAGAAAGAGGCUUAAUGGAUGCACUAAUUCUCCAUUUUCAUUUUAUAUCCCAGUUAACAUGCUUAGUAUUUACACAGAGAGAUGUACACUGCAUACAGAGAACACCAUGUAAGGGUACAACAUCAGGAUCAACUGUCAAUAAGAUGGAGACAAAAGUCACCAAAACUUGCUAUUGUUUUGGGAGUUUUUAUUUUAUGUUGGACAUCAUACUUCAUUUGUAUCAGCUUCCAGCUGCCCUCUGAUGAAGAAACCAUCUGCCUCGACCAGUUGAGUUGAUGUCGAGUGAUAAGAGAGCGGGGACAGAGGGCAGAGGGAGAGACAGAAAAGAUGGAUGGAUCGCAGCAGGAGUAAGGAAGAAUGUGUACUGGCUGAUGGGAAAGGUUUGUGUAUGGCGGCUGCAUGUCUGUAAAUGUCAUUUGUUUUUUUAAUGGGGAGUCUGUUUUUCAACAGUUCAUUGGAAUGUCUAUUUUUACUCAAAUGUACUGGAGAGCUGAAAUCUUACAGUUUUCUUUUCAUGUCGUAACCUCUUUUUGUUGUUGUUAUUGUUUGUGUAAUGCAGUUGCUGAAUAUUUAAAUUAUUAUUCAUUAUACUUAUAAUGUGUCAAGAGAAGAUCCAAUGUACACUCUGCUGUGUAUUUUGUGUUGGUUGGUGUUAUGUUUUGUGUCUUACAUUUGUAAAGCACCCUCUAACCACACCUACCACAAUCACAUCCAGCCUACUACAUGUCUACUGUACAUACAGUAUGCACCAUACUUUUUUUACCAACAUUUAUUUAUUUAUUAAUAUGCCUGUUCUGACUCCAAUCAUAGUAAAAAUGCACCUUGACAAUUUUAGCACUUUUGAGUAAAAGGCGUGUUUCUCCAAAAUAACACCCUCUUUAAUCACUUUUAUAAAAGAUAACUGAUGGGGAUAGUAAAUGGAAUGUCCCACACAACUCACACAUCAUUUUUUUAACAUCACACAAGCAUAAUAUGAUAUCGAUGGCUAAUGUAAUGUAAAAUGUUAAAACCAGUUGGCAGUAUCAAAUAUUUGAGGAAAGUGGAGAGAAAUCCACCAAAAGUCUUCUUUUCUUAUAUGAUGGUUCCUAUUGUACCUGACUCCUUGCCUUUUUUUUUUUUUUUUUUUUUUUUUUUUCUCAACCAUUGUUCCACUACCCUUCGUUAGUUACUGUUAUUAAAGCAUUAUUUCUAGUGUGCGUUGAAAAUGAUGACUGGAAAAAUAUUCAGAUAUACUGUAUAUAUUGAUAUAUGUAUGAUAUGAUACAUAUUGCGUUAGAUUAAUGCAUACUGUUUAUGUUGCUUUCCCUGUAGAAUAAACAAUAAUAAAUUCUUAAAGGGACAG